Physella acuta is the source of this 2648-nucleotide messenger RNA. Its product is annotated as rho GTPase-activating protein 18. Gene Ontology annotation, biological process: regulation of small GTPase mediated signal transduction; signal transduction; regulation of actin filament polymerization. The record is from RefSeq and is a predicted model, not a curated record. Gene Ontology annotation, molecular function: GTPase activator activity. Lineage: Eukaryota; Metazoa; Mollusca; Gastropoda; Physidae. Gene Ontology annotation, cellular component: cytoplasm.
UGGCUCUAAAAAAAGAACGGGAAAAAAGUAGAGCUCUCUUGUGUAAAUUUAACUGCUUGAAAAAUCAAACUAACUUGACACACCUGUGAAAAAUGAUGUGUAAGCCUAGCCUGGAGUUGUUCAUUUACUACCAAAGAAUUGCGAUCCUAAAGGAUCUCAGCAAGGAGUUUCGAUCUUGAGACCUAGGCCUCUAAAUUGUCGUUGAACUGCAUUACACCUAACCGGCAACACGAUAAUGUACAGUUGAAAAGAUUUCCUGCACUGGAAUAGAUUUUUUCCCCAGCUCGUUUGUUUUUCCUUAUCGCUUGAUGGUCACGAUUUUAAUCAGCGGAUAUUUUUCUAUGGAGUGGACCGUUUGUUUCUAAUAACUGGAAGUGGUGUAAGGGAAAUAAAUUCUAGCCAGUUCCCGUGGUCUCCGCGGCAUCACACGUCUCGGACUGUGUACGAUGAAGCCCACGACUAGAGCCGCUGGAGACUCGAUGGACUAACCCCGCGCCUCUCUGUACACCAAGAUGGCGGCGGCACACAACAACGACCUGGAGGAUUACUUCAAGGAGCGGGACACUAUAGAGCAGAGCGACUCACACAGCGAUGACGAUGAGUUGUCCAAAACGCCGGACGAAGGUGAAGCAGAGGAAGCCUGGCUGGACAAAGCAGGAUAUGGGUUUAUUGUUAGUAAAAUUAAAGAUGGUAAAGACCUGUCAGACAGUGACCUUGAACAUCUGACCAGCUCUCUGACCAGAGCCCAGGCGGAGGCUGUACACAAGCGAAUCAGCAUAGUCAGCACAACAGUGCGCAGAAAAGACAAAAGCAACAAGAUUCACGUCAGGGAUAUAUUUCCAUCCCAACAUGACGGCCUCCCUCACAGGGAUAUAUUUACACCUCCGCGUGACCUUCACACACAGGAGAAACAGAACCAUGCAUUUACCAUGCCUCGGCCAUCCCCCAGUAGGCACAUCACCAAGUCACCUGAACCUAGGUCAGGGGGAUUUGUACACAAGGGAGGCUACUCCAUGUCAGGGGUUAGCAACGAGAUCACAGAAGAUGUUGAAGCAGGUAUAGCAACAUUAGGUGUGCACCCACGCACCCAAAGUAGGAGCAGCCCCACUGACCAAUUCUCUCACCUGUCCUCUGUCUCUGACAUGGAAAUCUCAUUAGACUUCAACCAGGAAGACUCGGAUAAGUUCCAGACUAUCUCCCCUGUCUCAACCUUCCCAGACCCUCACAGAAUAGAUCUCCCUGCUUUUGAGCCCAAACCAGAUGCACUAGGGGUGACACAUAUUGGUGACAUUGCUGAAUGUGAUAUGGAGAAAAUUAAACACUUGUCACAUAUAGAGCUGACCGCUUUAUUUGAUGCUUACAAUAUUAUACAUUCUCGACCAAAACGCAAGAAAAAGCUAAAAGACAAUGGCAUUUUCGGAGUACCAUUGGAACUUCUAAUUGAACAAGACCAAAAAAGACAGCCUGGUACCAAAACUCCCAUAGUUUUUCAAAAGAUGGUUGAAUUCCUAGAGAAAGAGGGCCUGUAUGCUGAGGGCAUUUUAAGAGUUUCUGGUGCUGAAACAAGGGCGAGGCAACUGCGCCAGGACAUAGAGGACAAGUUUUACCAGGGACUUUUCACAUGGGGGGACGCUGGCGUCCACGAUGUGGCUGUGGUCUUCAAACAGUUUCUGAGGGAGCUUCCUAUCCCUCUCCUGUCUUCUGAGUACCUGGACGCCUUUCCUCAUAUCAGCAGUAUUCCUCAUGUUCUUGAGCAGCUGAAAGCUUUAAAUUUAUUGAUUAUAUUGUUGACUGAUGAACAUAGAGAUACAUUAAAGGUGCUCCUCAGAUUUUUACGGAAUAUUAUUUCACACAGUAAUAGAAAUAAGAUGGGCCUGAACAAUGUAGCAAUGAUUAUGGCCCCUAACCUGUUUCUGAUGCCCUCAAAAAGCAAUAAAGAGAAGCCAGACCUAGAGGUGGAGCUCAAGAAGGCAGCGGGUACCUCCAACAUUGUCAAGAUGUUGGUGACCUACCAAGAUGUGCUGUGGACGAUUCCGACAACAUUUAUUGCCCAAAUUAGGCAUCAGUAUACAACAGAGGCUCACAGAAAAUCCAAAGAUGGCUUGUUAUCCAAGUUCUCAAGGAAGAAAGACAGAUCAGAGGUGUACAAGAAACCUGAACAGCAGCCUGAAGCCCAGGAUGGUUAUAUCAAAGUUCAGGCCCCAAACCUGACAAAAACCUACGCCUUCAUAGCACUGGACCAGUCCACUACAGCAGCUGAUGUGGUGGCCAAGUUCAAGUGGGAUCAAGUCAGCAAGUCUUCUGAGCACAGUACCAUAGGAGGCGUGGAAGAAAAGGCUGGUCAUACUUAUGUCAAUCCCAACAAUGCACAAUAUGCUCAUGAUUCUGAUUGUUUGUUUGAGGUGGGGGGAAACAUAGCUGAGAGAUGUUUGGACCCCAGGACCAAUAUGAUGGAACUACACCGGAUCAACCCGUAUGCUGAAUGGGUCAUCAAGCCAAGGAAAGACAGAUAACUCAUGGCUAGUAACUAAAGGAAAGACAGAUAACUCAUGGCUAGUAACUAAAGGAAAGACAGAUAACUCAUGGCUAGUAACUAAAGGAAAGACAGAUAACUCAUGGCUAGUAACUAAAGGAAAGACAGAUAACUC